Musa acuminata subsp. malaccensis (wild Malaysian banana) is the source of this 2312-nucleotide messenger RNA. RefSeq names its product pollen-specific leucine-rich repeat extensin-like protein 3. NCBI's taxonomy places the organism in Eukaryota, Viridiplantae, Streptophyta, Magnoliopsida, Zingiberales, Musaceae. Gene Ontology annotation, molecular function: protein binding. The record is from RefSeq and is a predicted model, not a curated record.
UCCAGGGUGGUGCACCUCCCUCUCUCGACCCUACCCAGCAUGGAGGCCCUGGGCCGCUGCCUCCUCCUCUUCCUCCUCCUCUUUUCUUCCUCCUUCCUCCCGCGCCCCUCCUCGGCCCUCUCCGACGCCGAAGCCGCUGCCAUCGCCCGCCGCCAGCUCUUGGCCCUCCCUGAGAACGGACAACUUCCCGAUGACUUUGAGUUCGAAAUCGAGAUCGGCAUCCGGAUCUCCAAUCCCCGCCUCCGCAGCUCCUACGUCGCCCUCCAAGCUUGGAAGACCGCCAUCUACUCCGACCCUCACAACUUCACCGCCAACUGGGACGGCCCCGACGUGUGCGGCUACAACGGCAUAUUCUGCUCACCGGCUCCCGACGAUCCCUCGCUCAACGUCGUCGCCGGCGCCGACCUAAAUGGCGCUGACAUCGCCGGGUUCCUCCCGGCGGAGCUCGGCCUCUUGACCGACGUCGCGCUCUUCCACAUCAACUCCAAUCGCUUCUGCGGCAUCAUCCCCAAGAGCUUCUCCCACCUCAAGCUCCUCCAUGAAUUCGACGCCAGCAACAAUCGCUUCGUCGGCCCGUUCCCGGAUGUUGUUCUCGGCCUCCCCUCGCUCAAGUACCUCGACCUUCGUUUCAACAACUUCGAGGGCGCGCUACCGCCGGUGCUCUUCGACAGGGACCUGGACGCAAUCUUUCUGAACAACAACCGGUUCAGUUCUCACAUUCCCAACAACUUCGGCAACUCCAAGGCCUCCGUCAUCGUCCUCGCCAACAACAAGCUCGGCGGGUGUAUCCCGGCCAGCAUCGGGGACAUGGGCGCCACCCUCAACGAGCUCGUCCUUCUCAACAAUGGCCUCGAUGGAUGCUUGCCGCCGGAGAUCGGGUCGUUGGGCAACACGACGGUGGUGGACGUGAGUUGGAACUCCCUCACGGGUGUGCUGUCGAAGAGCUUCGAUGGUCUGACCAAGGUGGAGCAGUUGGAUCUGUCGCAUAACGUCCUCACGGGCGUCGUUCCGGCGGGACUCUGCCGGUUGCCCAGCCUUGCCAACUUCACCUUCUCCUACAACUUCUUCAAGGGUGAGGCCGACGAGUGUGUGCCGACGUCCACCAAGUCCGACGUGGUGUUCGACGACACGAGCAACUGCCUCGCCAGGAGACCGACACAAAAGUCCGGUGAGAUGUGCGCGCCGGUGGUGAGCCGCCCUGUCGACUGCGGUCGCUCCAAAUGCGGAUCAGGUCCCAAGAAACCAUCGCCCAAGCCGGGGAAACCAUCCCCAAAGCCGUCGCCGAAUCCAACUACGCCAUCGCCACCACCCAAGGUUGUCAGCUCCUCGCCUCCACCACCACCACCACAACCUGUUCCUUCACCACCUCCGCCACCACAGGUUGUCAGCUCGCCACCACCGCCACAACAGAGAGGUUCUCCAAUGACACCGGCUCGUCCUCCACCCUCACCACACUCAGAGUCACCGGUAACACGAGUUCACUCACCGCCACCUCCAGCCACGACUCCACCACCCACCCCAACUCACCCAUCGCCACCUCCUCCGGUUUCCUCGUCGCCAUCCCCAGUCCAUUCACCACCGCCACCGGUCCACGCACCACCUCCUCCAGUUCCCUCAUCACCAUCACCGGUCUAUUCACCACCGCCACCGCUCCGUUCUCCACCUCCUCCCGUCUACUCACCACCACCACCACCACCGCCAGUCUCGUCACCCCCACCACCGGUCUAUUCACCACCUCCACCGGUCCGUUCACCGCCGCCACCGGUCCCCUCUCCACCUCCUCCUGCCUACUCACCCCCGCCUCCACCGGCUCAUUCACCACCACCGCCACCUGUUCGCUCUCCACCUCCUCCCGUCUACUCACCACCACCUCCUCCGCCGGUGCUCUCUCCGCCUCCUCCAGUCUAUUCACCACCGCGAGCCGUGUCUCCUCCACCCCCGUCGGUUUCAUCUCAUCCUCCCACCUCCAACUCCUCUCCACCACCGCCGCCUUCUCCCGACUUGGAUAUGCUACCACCCGUGGGCGGAUUAAGCUACGCAUCCCCACCGCCACCCUUGUACCCAGGAUACAAUUAACCAGCGGACCACCCUCGAUGAUCUGCCCGACCACUCACUGGUGACGUGCAUGGGCAUGCAAAAGAGGAGGCGCAACAGAACAGGCAGCGCCAUGUAUUCCCUUCCAUAUCAUAUUCUCCAAUAUGUAAAAGGGUUGCCAAUUCGACAUCAUCUUUUGUUCGCUCGCUCCAACAAUUAUGUGAUUUGAGACUUGUUCGGUGAAUCGAUCGUAGGCGGAGGGUUUUUGACAGUGCCAU